AUGAUAAUCCGCUCGCUUUACUACUUCGGCGACGGCCCCACGAUCACCAGCAAGAAGUUUGAUCAGCCGCUGGAGAACAUCUUCUACUUCGAUGACUCCGACGUUGUCCUAGGACGAGAUAGCGACAAGGGUGACGUUUGGCGUAGCCCCGAUGCUGGGGAGACGUGGGAGAAGGUCGAUGACGACGGUCAAGCUGGCAAGGCCUGGGACCUAUGGCCGCACCCAUGGGACAAGCACCGUGCCUACAUCUUGAGCGCAUCGACCGAGCAUUGGAUCACGACCGAUCGAGGCGAGACGUGGCGGAAGUUCAAGUCUAAGAGCAGUCCAGAUAUCUUUCGCUCUACGCCACUCAACUUCCACGGUCGAGAUGCGAAGAAAGUUAUAUGGAAUGGCGAGGUCUGUGCGGGCUUCCUCUGCGAGCAAGCCGCAUACUACACCGAUGACGACUUCGAAACUGUCCAUAUUAUGGGUACGAUGACAAGAGGUUGCCAAUGGGCUGUAGCUACCGAGCAAUUCGGCGAAAACGCAGAAGACCUGCACGAGAACCGGAUAUUUUGCAUUGCUGAGGGCCUAUACUCGCCAUGGCAGACCGAUAACAGGCUAUUGAUGUCAGACAACUACUUCGACGGGCACACUGGUAUUGAGGUUGGUCUGGAUUCAGGACGGCCGAUCACGGGCAUUAUCAGCAUGGCUCCCGCCAAAAAUUUCCUCGUUGCAGCCGCCAAAACAUCGGGUUCAGAUGAGCUUGCAUUAUUUGUGACAGUGGACGGAUCGCAAUGGCAUCGUUGCGAAUUUGGCCAACAUCGCAUCGAAGAAGGCGCAUACACCAUCCUCGAAAGCACAAACUACAGCAUGCAAGUUGACGUGCUCGGCUCGAGACCUUCCAACCCGCUCGGUUAUCUGUUCACUUCUAACUCAAAUGGCACAUACUUUACCCGAAAUAUCGACUACACCAAUCGUAAUCAGUACGGACGCGUCGACUUCGAGAAGAUCUCCAAUAUACAAGGAAUCGUUUUGGUCAACACAGUCGAUAAUUGGAAGGAGGUCGAGCAGUCGACUAUUGAGGAGAAGAAGGUCAAAUCGCAGAUCAGCUUUGACGACGGUCGCACGUUCCAAGAGAUGCGAGUUGACAAGCAUGACCUCCACUUGCACUCCGUCACAGAUCAAAGGCAAGGAGGUCGAAUCUUCUCUAGCCCGGCUCCUGGCAUAGUAAUGGGCAUCGGUAACACAGGCAAGCACCUGAAGCCUUACGAAAAGGGUGACCUCUAUGUCUCAGACAACGCUGGCGUAGCAUGGACGAAAGCUUUGGAUGGUCCCUAUCUAUACGAAUUCGGUGGCCAAGGCGGCGUCCUCGUCGCGAUCAGUGAUGACGACGAGACUGAUGUGAUCCACUGGUCCAUCGAUCAUGGACAAAAGUGGGAGAAGACGGAUCUUGGUGUGAAGAUUCGAGCCAAAGUGCUCACCACUGCACCUGAUUCGACGACGCUUAAAUUCCUUGUCAUGGGCGUCAGAGAUGACGAUUGGCACAUCAUCAAAGUCGACUUCGGCGGCCUGCAUGAACGUGCUUGCAAGAAAGACGACUUUGAGGUGUGGCCGGCCCGUGUCGACGAAGAUGGCAAGGCCAGCUGCAUUAUGGGCCAUAAACAGUACUUCCGCCGCCGGAAACCAGAUGCCGACUGCUUCAUUGAUGAUGAGUUCAAGGAUCCUGUUCCAGAAUUUGAGCCUUGCAAGUGUACCAAGGCAGACUUCGAAUGCGACGUCAACUUCGUGCGGUCAGAGGAUCGAAAGUCUUGCGAGCCUGCGGUACCUCUGUCAGUUCCUGAAGGAACGUGCAAGAACAAAGAUGACACGUUCAAGGCUUCUUCGGGAUGGCGACUUAUCCCUGGUAAUGAGUGCGAGCGAUCAGGUGGCGAAUCAUUCGACAAAGAUAUCGACAGGCCAUGCGGCGACUCGGUUGAGAAGCCAUCCACCGGCACCGAUAAGAUCAGGGUCGAGAAGACUCCAUUCAAGAGUGAUGCCUUCAAUGAGUGGCACUACCUUGAGAAGUCUGGACUAAGUGAGCGGGAGGGUGAAACUGUCAUCAUGCGAACUGGCAACGACGUUUACAUCACCAAAAACCACGGUCGAACGUGGACACCAAUUCUGAAAGAUGAGAAGGUGGUCCAAAUCCAGCCACACCCAUUCUUUUCGGAGCGUAUCUUCUUCUUGACCGACAGCAACAAAGGCAGAAAAGUCUACUACACAGUUGACGGUGGCGACAAAUUUGGCAGCUUCGAUGCGCCCGAGCCGCCAUCCGGGAUCUCGGGAACGAAGCUCAAGUUCCAUCCCGACUACAAAGAUUGGCUGCUUUGGUCUGGUGCGAAAGAUGGACACACGAAUGUCUAUUACUCCGAAGAUCGUGGAGACGACUGGAAGACACUACGCCGCUACGUUCGCUCGUGCGAUUUCAUCCCGAAAGGCAAUGACAACAUGGCCGAUAGAGAGGAGAAUGAAAGGCUGAGACAGCUCGUUUACUGCGAACAAUAUGAGGACGAGAAUCCCGAAAAGAAUCUCCAGCUUGUCUCCAGCGACACCUUAUUCAGAGAAUCGCCUCAAGUCCAUUUCGACGACAUCCUGGCAUAUGCCACAAUGGCUGAGUUCAUCAUUGUUGCCGCGAAGGAAGACGACGGCAAGGGACUCAAGGUGGAUGCUAGCGUUGAUGGCAGAAUUUUCGCGGCUGCUCAAUUCCCCAAGAACUUCCAGGUCAAUCACCAGCAAGCCUAUACUGUCAUGGACAGCUCCACGCAUGCCGUGUUCCUCCAUGUGACCGUCAACCCAGCAAAAGACAAGGAGUAUGGCAGUAUUCUCAAGUCAAACAGCAACGGAACCUCAUAUGUGACUGUCCUUAAUGGGGUCAACAGGGACACUCCAGGAUACGUUGACUUCGAGAAGAUGCACGGACUCGAGGGUGUUGCUAUGGUCAACGUGGUGGCAAAUAUCGACAAGGUCGAGAAGGGUGAAAAGAAGCAGCUCAAGUCGAUGAUCACACAUAACGACGGUGCCGAAUGGACUUGGCUGCCGCCUCCCAAAGACAGAGCCGAAGGCGGAAGCUAUAAAUGUGUCAACUCACCGAAUGUCGCCACGGCAGAUUGCGCCUUACAACUCCACUCGUACACCGAGCGUGCCGACAAGAGCGCUACAUUCUCGUCGCCAAGUGCCGUCGGCCUUAUGAUCGCGGUUGGCAACGUUGGGUCUGAGUUGCUGCCCAAGGACUCGGACGAGACAGACACUUUCAUCACCUCCGAUGCUGGCAUCACAUGGCGGUCCAUCAAGAAAGGCUCAUACCUGUUCGAGUACGGCGACCAAGGCUCAAUCAUUGUAAUCGUCCCAGAAAGUACCCCGACCAAAACUCUCUUCUACUCUCUCGACGAAGGCAAGUCUUGGACCGAGCACGAGUUCUCUGACAAGAAUAUGCACAUCGCCGCCAUCACUACGGUCCCGUCCGACCGCAGCAUGAACUUCCUCCUCUGGGGCGAUGAAGUUGGCGGCAGCGGUAUCUUCACCGUGGCCCUAGACUUCUCCGCUCUUGCCGAUCGAGAACGCGAGUGCAACUUUAGCGAAGAGAAGCCUGAGAAUGAGGACUACUACCUUUGGGAACCACGUCACCCGGCCCAGGAUAACAACUGCCUUUUCGGCCACAUCUCAACCUACCACCGCAAGCGCGACGACGCGAAAUGCCACAACGGCAGGACGCCGCUUCCACAACUUCACGAGAUCAAGUCGAACUGCUCCUGCACACGCUCCGACUUCGAAUGCGACUACAACUACGAGAUGAAGCCCGACGGCUCAUGCGCGCUCGUUCCCGGUCUCGACCCGCCAGACCAUAGCCUCAACUGUCAGAAGAACCCCGACCAGAUCGAGUUCUUCUACCUACUGGCUAUCGGCGGCCGCGAGUUCGACAAAUCCGAAGCCCUGCCCUGCGCGGGUCACGAGGAAGAGUUCAACAAGAAGCACGGCCUUUCUGGCGCAGCGCUAUUCUUCGUGAUCAUGAUCCCUAUCAUCUUCGCUGGCGGCGUCGGCUACUGGGCCUACGGCAAAUACCAGACUGACGGCUUCGGUGGACUGGGACAAAUCCGGCUGGGUGAGUCGAUAGGCUCGACCUCCAGCGGAGAGUCCCCGUGGAUCACAGUACCUGUGGCUGUGAUCAGCGGGGUCGUAGCGGUUGCGAGGGCGACGCCACUACUUGUUAUGAGCCUGUGGCGGAGUGCAAGGGGCUAUAUGCCUCUUAGCAGUGGGUCGAGGGGUGGCAGGUUCCCUGGGGCGGGCUCUGGGCCGUAUAGGAGUAGGGGCGCAUUCGCCGACAGGAGGGGACAGACUGACUAUAGUCAGGUAGUCGAGGACGAUGAGUUUCUGGACGGGGCUUUGGACGACGAUGAGGUUUGA
Messenger RNA from Cyphellophora attinorum, 4422 nucleotides. RefSeq names its product Vacuolar protein sorting/targeting protein 10. Gene Ontology annotation, biological process: Golgi to vacuole transport; Golgi to endosome transport; protein targeting to vacuole. The transcript is spliced from 3 exons. Gene Ontology annotation, molecular function: protein binding. NCBI's taxonomy places the organism in Eukaryota, Fungi, Ascomycota, Eurotiomycetes, Chaetothyriales, Cyphellophoraceae. Gene Ontology annotation, cellular component: Golgi apparatus; membrane. Bases 1 to 4422 code for a protein of 1473 amino acids. The record is from RefSeq and is a predicted model, not a curated record.